This is a messenger RNA of Durotheca rogersii, 2400 nucleotides long. Its product is annotated as MFS general substrate transporter. NCBI's taxonomy places the organism in Eukaryota, Fungi, Ascomycota, Sordariomycetes, Xylariales, Xylariaceae. Gene Ontology annotation, molecular function: transmembrane transporter activity. The transcript is spliced from 3 exons. Gene Ontology annotation, biological process: transmembrane transport. Bases 1 to 1719 code for a protein of 572 amino acids. The record is from RefSeq and is a predicted model, not a curated record.
AUGCUACAACGGGUUCCCGUGCGCGUUCCCGUGCGCGUUGGCCGACCGCGAAGGCUCGGGAUAGGGACCCCCGAUGCCGCCGACGUCACUGACGCCGACACCGACGCCCAACCCGACGAGGGCACGCCGGCGAAGAAGCCCCUGUCCUUCCUGCUCUCCUUCUUCGCCAUCAACAUCCUGGUCUUCCUCUACUCGCUAGACGCCACCAGUCUUGCCGUCGCGAUUCCGGCGAUCGCGUCCGAGCUCCACGGCACGACGCUCGAGUCCUUCUGGGCCGGCAUCGCGUACUUCCUCGGCCUCGUCGUCAGCCAGCCGCUGUACGCGAGCGUGUCCGACGUCUUCGGCCGCAAGCCGCCCCUCUACUUCGCAUUCCUGCUCUUCUUCGCCGGGUCCCUCACCUUCUCGCUCGCCCGCAACAUGGCCGCCAUCAUCGCCGGCCGCAUCAUCCAGGGCCUCGGCGGCGGCGGCCUCGACGUCCUCGGCGAGAUCAUCGUCGCCGACAUGACCUCCCUCCGCGAGCGCCCCCUCUACCUCGGCAUCAUGGCCCUCCCCAUCGCCAUCGGCAGCAUCAUCGGCCCCACCAUCGGCGCUCUGUUCAGCGACUUCGUCACCUGGCGCUGGAUCGGCUGGAUCAACUUGCCUUUCCUCGGCAUCGCUUGCCCCCUGCUCGUCUUCUUCCUCCACCUGCGGCCCCUCGACGGCUCGCUCGCCGACAAGGCCUCGCGCCUCGACUGGGGCGGCAUGGCCCUCUUCACCGUCGGCUGCACCGUCUUCGUCCUGCCCCUGAGCUGGGCCGGCGCGCUGUUCGCCUGGAACUCGUGGCAGACCAUCCUGCCGCUGCUGCUCGGCGCCGCCGUCCUCGUCGUCUUCGCCUUCUACGAGUCGCGGCCCGAGUCGCCUGUCGUGCCGCACAAGCUCUUCCGCUCGCGCACGCUUACCGCGACGCUGUGCGGUGCCUUCCUGCACGGCGCCGUGCUCUACGUGCUGCUCCAGUACCUGCCGCUCUUCUUCCAGGCGGUCUCGCUCGAAUCGCGCAUCGGCGCCGCGCUCUUGCUGCUGCCGACCUGCGUCAUCUCCGUGGUGACCGCGAUCGCCUCCGUCAUCGCCAUCGGCCCCGGCCUCGCCGGCUACCGCUACCGCAUCUGGGCCUCCUGGGCCCUCGUCACCCUCGGCACCAGCCUCCUCGCCCUCAUGAACGCCGACUCCUCGGACCACCUGCUGCGCGGCGUCCCCGUCAUCUGGGGCGCCGGCAUCGGCGCGUUGCUGCGCCUCCUCCACUUGCCGCUGCAGGCGAGCGUGCCCGACGUCAACGACACGGGCCACGCCAUCGCGCUGCAGCUGACGUUCCGGUGCCUAGGCGGGCUCGUCGGGCUCGCCGUGGGGUCGACCAUCUUCAGCAGCACGUUCGCGCCGGCGAUCGCGUCGGCCGCGGCCCGGCUCGGCGGCGACGCGCCGGCGGGGCUCGCGCCGCUGCUCUUCGGCGGCACCGGCGGCGCCGACGGCUCGGCCCACGACGCCAUCGCCUUCAUCCCGGCGCUGCGCGAGCUCGGCCUGCCGCCCGCGACCCUUGCGCCCGUCCUCGGCGCGUACCUCGCCGCCAUGCGCGCCGUCUUCUACGCCAUGAUCGGCUUCGCCGGCCUCGGCCUGCUCACGUCGCUGCUCACGCAGGAGUUCAGCCUCAACCGCAUCGACCGCGGCCGCCAGCGCUUCGAGGCGUGAACGCUUGCCAUGCUUCAUAGGUGCCGCGCCUAUAGGCACCGCAUCCCACCAUACGAUGCACACGCAUACGGGCGGGCUGGCGCUAUCUCGAUCGACUCGGUUCGCAACCGCGACGCACGAAGGGACGAAGGGACGACAAAGAAAAGAAGGCGGUGAGGGGACGGUAGAAUAUAAAGCUUACGGUACAUACAUAUGCGUAGUCUAGACACUGCAUACGGUCAUAAUAAUGCUAAUAGAUCCCACACACACGACACGAUGACACCUCCCAUGCCAUGCCACGCCGUGCUUUGCUGCGAUAUGCUGUAGCCGUACCGUGCCUGUCCGUCGCGUCAUCACCAACUACGUAGGCACGCACGUGGAAUAGGGGAGGAGAGUUCGCGACACGCCGUCUGCCAGGUCGGCGCGUCGGAACCGCCGAGAAAUAGGAGGCGACCGAGUUUAAGGGGGGAGGGGGCCGGGCGAACUACCUUCCACGUCGACUAGAAUCGGCAUGCCCUUGCUGCACAUCGCUCGCGACCGUCCCCCGUCUCAAGACUCCGCAGCCGGCGUCCGCCCUCGGCGCAAAUAAUGGGACGGAGCCGCGUCAUGGGAGGAAACGUCCCCUCCCCUUCCCCCCGCGCCCUCCAGCUUUCGCCCAAGGUUGUCCCUACGCCACGACUCCGCGACCGCUAGUACCCGCCG